GCAGGAAAUUAUUUAAGCGUACAUUCACAAAAUACUUAUACAUUCAGGAAGAACUGCUGAAUUUCGUUUUAUCCUGAUUAAACAGAUGUUCGUUGAUAUGAAAUUUGGUUGAAUUUCAAAUACAAUUUCAUUUUAAAUCAAGUUUUUAAACAGCCAUGGAUGAAAUGAAAUGUGUUUUGGGAAUGCUGCUGUUGUGCUUGUUUUUCCACGUUGUGAAAGGACAAGUCGCCCCAUCCGAAAUGUUGCAGAACAAAACAUUUUGUGACCUCACUAACGUGAAUAUUACUUGCGAUAGUAAUGAGAUGAUUGCCGUCGAAUCCCUGAACUUCUAUUAUCAUCUAGAUUGUAACAAUACGUGUUGUCGCUUUCAUAAUAACCACAGUAGUGUUGGGGCAGACGACAACGAUAUGCAGGAUGUUCGUCGCGAAUGUUCAGGAAGGCAAAGCUGCAGCGUAGACAAAGCUGGACCACGUUCUUUUGAAA
Molecule: messenger RNA, 483 nt
Organism: Ruditapes philippinarum (Manila clam)
Lineage: Eukaryota; Metazoa; Mollusca; Bivalvia; Venerida; Veneridae
Source: RefSeq, a predicted model, not a curated record